GAGCCAAAAGGAGCGGAAUCCUCGGGAGAGGAGACCCGGGAGCAAAUAAACAACAGUGACGACACUUUAAACAUUAGACAAACAACAACAAGAAAAAGAAGGCGCUCUCAGUACAGGCAGCGGGCUCUGUGCAUGACUUCCAGCUGCUUUUGUGACGUGACGAGGAGGGGAAGCUGGAAUCCCCCCGCUGCUCCCACUGAGCUGCAAGUACCGACAUUUCUGAUCCCCCUCAGACUCCGCUCUGAGUGACCAUGAUUGGGCACCACGAUGCCUCAAGUGCCCUUACCCUCCUAGUCCUCCUGACAGGGGCUUCCUUCCUCCAUCCAUCCACCUCCAACCCGAUUAGCAGCCUUGGAGAUGUCGAUACCCCACACAGAGAUACUCCUCCUGCAAAGGAAGAGGAGACACGAUCAAUACAAAAAGAAGAGGCAGAGGAAGAAGAGGAGCUCUUUAAAGAUGUGGAUCCCAAAACACUGGCGGCUGUUUUACUGGAGGCGCUGAAUCGCUCGCAAGUGGAGAGAAGAAAAGAGGGAGAGGAGCGUGAUGGGAUGGAGGAGAUGGAGGACAAAGAAGACAGAGAAGUGAGAACGAUGGAGGGAGCAGACAGAGACAGAGAUGGACGACAGGAGUUAGAGCAGCUGAUGGCUGCACAGGGGAAGGAGCGGCAACGAGAGGAGGAAGAGGAGAGGAAGAAAGCUCAGGAGGAAGAGGAGAGGAUGACAGAAAAGGUGACCAGCCGUACCACAAGUCAGACAGUCCAGGUGCAGGCGGAGCAGCAGCCUGCUGAUGGAGGGAGGGAGAAUGGGCAGGGUGCCGCCACCCAGCAAGGGCCAAACGGCAGCAACGAGGAGGAGGAGCAGCUCAGCCCCGAGGAGCUGAAGAACCUGGAGACCAUGAUGAAGGAGUUCCCUCGUUUGAACACAGCCACCAAGAGAGAGGGCGACUCAGAGCAGAACCAGAGAGAGAGCCGAGGUUACAGCAGCUACAACGACAUCAUACCGAUCAAAGGCAACGACCUCGCCAUGUCCAAGAAGAAACUGAAGUGGCAGGAGGAGACGCAGAAAGGUCUCAAUUUCCCAACAUUCAGAGGAGGCAAUUUCAUGGAUGACUUUGAGGAGAAUAAUUAUGCUGGCAGUAACGCGGCGCAGCCUCCGGCAGAGCAGGAAGUGAUGGAAGAGGACGAACCAGAGGAAGACGAGGAGGAGGAAGACGAGGAGGUGUUGAGUCCAGAGGAGGAGGAGGCUCAGGCUAAAGCGGAGCAGGAGGAGAUGAGGAGGCAGGCGGCCGAAGCCCAAAGAGCCAAGAUGGAGGAGGAGAAGCUGGCGGACAUCGCCUCGGACAUGCUGCUGCGCUACAUGGUCAAACAGAAUAACGGGAACAAGAAGUACAGCUCGUCACUGUCCAACGCAGCCGAGGACAAGAGGUCUGACGAGGAACAGGAAGUGACGGAAGAAGACGAUAUCGACCCCCAGACCAUCGACAAGCUGAUCGAGAUCUCCAAUAAGCUCCACCUCCCCGCUGAUGACGUGGUGGACAUCAUCAGCGACGUGGAGAAGAAGAAGAAGAAAGACGUGCCGCCUGAGAUGUCGUCCCGUUGGCAGCGACCUCCUCCUCCGCUGUCGUCUUCGUUCUCAUCAAACAAUGGUUUCUCCUCAUCACAGAUUCCAACCAAUCAAAAUAACUUCCCCGUCUCCAAGCAACCGUCACCAGCCGUCAACCUCCUCAAAACGUGGUUACAGGAGAAAUCGCAAACGAAAUCCCAAGAUCCCUGGAGCAAACCGCCAAAGCCGAUGUUAGCCAAUCAAAAUCGUUGGCUCAAACCUCAGAAACCAAUCAAACAGGACCUCUGGCUCAAAUCACCCAAGUCUGUCUGGGGGUACCCUUUGUACCCCUACGCACCCUAUUACCAGAGGAAGCAGUACCCAGACUACUAUCCAAUUUAUUUACCUCCUCCCCCCAGACCCAAACCUCGUUACUACGUCCCCAAACCUGCCCUCGCCCUCAACAACUUCCUGGGAAAUUCCAUGGAUGACACCUACGGCUUCCCUCCCAAACGGCGCUACCACAGCUGGGUCCAACCUCGGCUCAGAAGCCCCCCCGCAGGCCUCCAGCAGAGGCCUUACUACACCAGUUACCGGUUUCAGCCGGUGCCCGUCCCCAAACCACGGUCCCCUCCACGAAUUCCUCCUCAACAGAAGUUCUAUUACUCAGCCCCGGCGGCUCCAGCGGUAACGAGAAAUGAAGAUUAUUAUGGAAAGCAGCCAGACAGCGGUAACCAUGAUGAUCUGGAGAAAUACAUACAGCAGAUACUUAUGAAGAGACCCCUGCUGGACUGAAAGGUGGCUGAGAGGAGAAAGACGAGGAAAUGAAAAAGAGGAGAGAUGAGCAGAAAAGUACUUAUUUAUGAUUUUUUUAGCUGGUUUUGUUUUAUGUAACAAAUUUCUUUCUCCUGUUUUGUUCGGUUGUGAUGUGGACAAGGACAUGACGGAGGACUUUGGUUUCCAGAGGUAGUCUGGAUCAAAUGUAACUUUGUUAGGAAAAUGAAAGAUGAAGAUACACAUCUACACUCCUCCUCUGUGAAGGAGGAGAAACAGGAUGAAUGCGGUCUGUUGGAAAGCAUGACGCGGCAAAGAUUUGUAUCAUGCUAGAACUUUUCAUCCAGACUUCCGGCAUGACAACAUUCUCCAUUUGGACAUUUUUACAAUGCCAACACAGGAGGACGCUUGAAUAUGUUGUUACCUGUACCUUUAAACAAUCUGUUUCAGAGUCAGAGAGCUGAUGGAUGCUGGGAAAAGUUUGGUGGCUGAUGGGAUGUGACUGUCUAAACACAAAGAGGAUAUUUGUGUAAUUAUCUCAGGCAGGGAAAUUUGAAAAAAAUAUUUCAUAAACAUAAUCUUUCUGAAACAUUAAAUGGCCAAAAAUAUGUGGACGCCAAACAUUUGAGCCACAUGUGAUCCAGCUCAACAGCAUUAGUGAGGUCCAACACUGGGAGAACCAUUUCUUCAUGGAGCUGACUUUGUGUUUGUGGCAGGUUUGUAGAUAAUCCUACAGGGAAAAAAUGUCAAAAUUUGGAUAGUGGAAUUCUUAUCAUCAGUUGUCUUUUUAUAAGAAAAGUGUCCCGGUGGGAGUUACAUAUGGACAGAGUUAGGUUAUCCUGAAUCCUGUUCUUUGUUCUUAACAAGUUCUUCUGUUUCCCAACAUUAACAAUGUGUUAAAAACUCAAUUAUGUUCUCAACAGACAAAUUUUGACAAAAAUUUAAAAAAAUGAUGUCAUGAGUGAUUUUCUACUCUGAACACUCAUAAAGAAAUCACUUCAUUAAAAGUCUUUAUUAUUAUGGGUUGUUUUGGGGGGUAUAAAAUGAGCAUGAGAAACCACCCACACUAAAAAUAAAAUAAAAAGUCUUAAGGGACCUUUUUUCAACAAAAACCUCAGUUUAUUCAUUUUGGAGUCGAAAUCAAAUCAAACCUGUUCAUGAGAAUAUGUUGUAUGGGACACUGUCAUGUUGACACAAUUAUCUUAAAUAUCCCUGUACAUCCCUUCAUUAGAACUAAGGCGUUUUGCCCAAACUAGGGAACCACAGGAUGUCUACAUACUUUUGGCCAUAUAGUGUAUUAGCUGACACACCUAUCAUCUCUUAGAGAUGAUACCUUAACCAUACAUGACCUUGGAAUGGCCUCGUUCUGAAGCCAUUCACUAUCUCAUUUUUUAAAAUGAAUACAUUUUUAUACAAAUGUAUCAUUUUUGUCUUAUUUGUACAAAAAAACAGCAGCUUCACGUUACGUCUCCUCACACAUACCCACCGAAGCUCUUUAGAAUGAAAUAUAACGCACCAAAAAGCAUAUUUCAUACAAAGGGCUGUGAAAGCCACAGUAACACCACUAUAAUGGCUUGGAUGACUCAUCCUUUUGCAUAACUUCAAUUACCUUGUUGCUAUGGUGCCAAACCCUGGCCAAACUCUAUAUGGCAUUCUUUCGACGCCUUCAGAGGAGUAUGCAGCGAAGCAGACAUACUGAUCUUUACUAAAUACAUGCAUUUUAAAGGAUAAGGCUGGUGUUAUUCUACAUAUUAUUCUCUAUCACCUACUGUUUAAUGCUCUCUGACCUCACCGCCCUGUCUGCAGUUUAUAUUUAUGAUAUAGAGAAUCACCAACCUGAUCCUUUAGAGAUCCCCUCCAUGAUUUCCUAAUACCAAACAAAAGUGCCCCUGAAUCCCAAUUCUUUUCAGCUAAAUAAAGACCAUUUAGUGCAUUGUUUGGUAUCCAACAUUUAUUUUUCACUGAUUACUAUCAACUCAAAGUCUAUUUUCAUUGUUUUUCUUGCUAUCUAAAUGUUGCACAACCAUCGAUCGGCUGCCUUACAUGUCACUGUGACCUCCCUGACAUAUAUUUUUUUAUUUUGUACCAUUUGAUAUUAUCCAUGAGAUGGAUCACUUUUGUAAUGGAAGCAGAGGGAAUGAUGGGAAUGAUUCUCUGGAACUGAUUCCACAGGAGAUGGGAUUGGUUCGCUCAUAUUCAGGUAAAACUAAGUUUCAGUCACAAUUUUAAAAACAUGAUGAAGGGAUUUUUCAUUGCUUUGAUAAGAUGGCAAAAAAAAAAGAUUGUAAAAAAUGUUUUUUAAUGUGAAAAAAAAGAGGGAUUGUACUGCUGAGAUUGACUUUCUUUACUUAAAUGGCUACUGAUAAUCAGUAAUCAAUAAACACUUCCUUUCCUCCCUUUUUACCUCUUUUUCAAAUACGUCACUGGGAACGAGAGCAGAUGUUGCUCUUUGGUUUGUCUGUUUUGUUGACCUUUGUGGUCAUCUGUUGCUAAGGGACGAGCAAAUCUUCACAUAUUUGUUGCCAAGCCAAAAAAAAAAAAAAAAAAAAGAGUCAUGGCUUUGACAAUCUCAUACAGAAGUAAAUGUCAACAUGAGGCCAUGAGUCAAAAAAAGACAGCAAACUGAAGAAGUGGGAGUAAAAAUAAGAAGAUUUUUGUAAUUUUGAAUGUUUUGUUGUUUUUUAUGAGAUUAAAAAGGGAAGUUACAGAGGUUGAGAUAUGAAGCGACAGACCAGAGGUGAGGGUACAGUGUCUGCACGUUUAUGUAUACUUGCAUCUAAAAGUUCUUUGAAGACGUACAAGCAUCAAUCAAAAAAGUAUAAAAAAAUUUCAAGAUGACAGAAACAAUGACGUCAGUGUACCUUAAAAUCAUUGUUUGAGUCAUGUAUGCGGCGAGUGUUGUCCAUGGUCUUUCUAGAUGUACCUUGUUGUAACCAUCGUAAUAAACAUGCGUUUGCUGGAUGUAAAUAUGCGCAUGUCAAUGACUACUUUUGCUACACAUAAAGAAACAAUAAAGUCAACUAUUUUUAUUACGAAAA
Centropristis striata (black sea bass) is the source of this 5353-nucleotide messenger RNA. It is a transcript of the gene vgf, whose product is annotated as VGF nerve growth factor inducible. Lineage: Eukaryota; Metazoa; Chordata; Actinopteri; Perciformes; Serranidae. The coding region runs from base 252 to 2336 and encodes 694 amino acids. The transcript is spliced from 2 exons. Gene Ontology annotation, molecular function: neuropeptide hormone activity. The record is from RefSeq and is a predicted model, not a curated record.